CUCGAAGUCACUCCAUGGCAGCGAAGGCAAAAGCACGGACUCUCAUAGUCCGUCUCAUUUCGACGGCUCAGACAGGGUUUUUCUACACCACACAACGCCUCCGACAGGGCCCAAGGCUCUCCGCCGUGAAGUAUGACCCGCGGGUGAAGCAAAGAGUCCUGUUCGUGGAGAGCAAGAAGACCGGGAAGAAGUGAGGAUGUUGGGGAGGAUAAUGUACUCGACAUAACGCUAUGUGCACUUGACUAGAGCACUCUGACCAUGCCGUCUCACACCUGAGUGAUUGCCCAAUCCAGACACUCUCCCUCAACACGCUGCCCAAAACCUCACCUACCAUCUUCAUAAUUCCCUCGACACUCGCGCCAUGUUAUUGUCUUCAUGAGUAUGCAGAUAUCUUAUACGGUUACCAAGCAAUGAUAUUGGGAUGGCCACCAUUCUGCUCUUCGUCGCACGUGGUUGGGCCACGCCUUGUUGAACACCUCUUGACGCUGCAUGUGCCAAUUUGCCAUUC
Molecule: messenger RNA, 508 nt
Organism: Stereum hirsutum FP-91666 SS1
Lineage: Eukaryota; Fungi; Basidiomycota; Agaricomycetes; Russulales; Stereaceae
Exons: 4
Coding region: 15-194 (59 amino acids)
Biological process (GO): translation
Cellular component (GO): ribosome; mitochondrion
Molecular function (GO): structural constituent of ribosome
Source: RefSeq, a predicted model, not a curated record